ACCUCCAGUUCACGUAUAACAAUAAACAACCCAGAAACAAGGGAUACGCGUUAGGACCUGUCGCUUGAAUCCGAGACAGAUGUGGUCGGAAAAUGUGAACUUAAACAACAAAUAGCAAGUGAACCAUCUCGUUAACCCCGCCUGGAUUCUUCACGGUCCUGAACACAAAGGAUUUUCGAGUUUUGGGGUCAAGAAACCAAAAGAGUGACGGUUCACCCCCUUCCCUAGCCCCUCUUUAGCUAACACUAGCUCAGUCUUUGCUUGCACACUUUUGUUGGUUUGUUAUGCAGUGGCCAGAGGACUGUUCUCGCGUGUGUUCUCCUCUGCCACCUCUUUGUUCCCUCACUCCCCUGUCUCCAGCCCCAUGUCUCGCUGGCUCUUCCCUUGGUCAGGCUCGAUCAAGAAGCGGGCCUGUCGGUACCUCUUGCAACACUACCUCGGCCACUUCUUGCAAGAGCGACUGAGUUUGGAUCAGUUGGGUUUGGACUUGUACAAUGGCAGUGGUGUCAUCAAAGACAUCAACCUCGACGUUUGGGCGGUUAAUGAGUUCUUGGAAUCUCUCGGUGCCCCUCUGGAGAUUGUGGACGGAUUCGUGAGCAGCAUAGCAGUGACCAUUCCCUGGCAAGCCCUUGUGACAGAUCACUGCACCUUAGAAGUAACUGGCCUUCAGAUAACAUGCCGACCCAAGUAUCGAACCAGCGGGAGUUGGGACUCCCAGGGAUGGUCGUCCAGUAUGACCUCCAGCAUGCAGCUGGCUCAGGAGUGUCUGAAGGACCCCCCAGAGACGUCGGAGGAGCCGCCCGCUCCGCUGGAAGGACUGGAGAUGUUCGCACAGACCAUCGAGACAGUCCUCCGUCGCAUCAAAGUCACCUUCGUGGACACCAUCGUCCGCAUCGAGCACCAGCCCCUGGACCUGGAGACGGGCGUCGCCUUGGAGAUGCACAUCAAACGGCUAGAGUACUGUGACGAGGCGGUGCGAGAGCCAGCCGGGCAGAACGCCGUGCCUGUGGACAUCCACCAGCCCCCGGCCUUCCUGCACAAGAUCCUCCAGCUCAGUGCCGUGCAGCUCUUCUACGAGAGCACUGGCACACACCAGGGCCCCGCUCCCCCCACCCCCCAAGGCUCUGCAGCUGCUAGUGAAGGAGAGGAGGAAGAUGAGGAGGAGGAGGAGGAGGAGGAGGAUGAUGAUGAGGAAGAUGAGGAGGGAGAAGAAGAAGAGGAAUCGCCCUCCAAGGUGCCUUCCCGUCCCACCCAGCAGCCCCUCCUCAUAGGAAGCUGCUCAGGCUUCAUCGAGACCAUGGUCAAAAUCAAACAGAACGACAUGCUGCCCGGACCAAAGUUGGAGCUGGAUGGGAAGGUGGGCUGCCUGCACCUGCUGCUGUCCCCGGAUCAGAUCAUCCACCUGACAGACCUGAUGGCCGCUCUCUGCAUAGACACCGAGCCAGACAGUAAAGGCCCCGGGGUCCACAGCCAGCCCCUGGAGCCCGACGACCUGCGUCUCAUCGAGGAGGACCUCAGCAAACAGCUGGACUCCAGCCCCCGGGACCGGGACUGGGACGAGGACGGAGAUAUGGACCCCUUCCUCUACGGGAUGGAGAACGGAGACAUGUUCUACUCCAUGGGUCCCGGGGUGAUGAGCGUCAGUGUGACGUCGGCGCGCUCCGGCAGUGAGCUCUCCGACAGCGACAUGGAGUCCUCAACGCUCAGCCUGAACAGCCUCUCACAGCCGGCCCAGGGCAUGUCAAACUACCCCAGACGUUAUCCUGUAGCAGGUUCCAUGUCCAGCCUAUCCCAGGCCAGCAGUCGCCCCAGAGGCCGCUCCCACAGUGGCCAGUCCGAGCCCCUGAAGCCAGACGCCUUGCUGCGGCUGUCGCUGGGCGGCCUCACCCUGACCCUGCUGCAGGAGGACCCGCCCCCGGCCGCCGCCGGAGCCCCCUCAUUGGCCCAGGUGUUCUUCCGGGAGCUGGCCUUCUUCAAGGACAGCAUGUUCAGCGAGAGGGACUUCACCCAACUCCGGAGCAGCUUCGCCAAGGCCUGCCCCCACUCCAACAUCAGGCUGACGGGGGCGGCGGUGCAGGUGGCGUGCGAGACGAGGAGCGGCGGGCGCCACAGCCGAUCGGUGACCUCUGACCUGUCGUUCAGCCGGCUGGAGCUGCUGGAGUGUCUCUGGGGGGACGGAGGGCCGCAGUACUGCCAGUUGCUCCAGUUCCAGAAGGCGGGUCUGUUCACACUGGGUACUGCUCCCCGACCCUGUGCUAAGCUGCACUACAGCCUCACUGAGAAGCAGCAGCGCAAGGGCCGACAGAGGGUGGUGCGCCGGGACAGCGUGGUGAAGGUGGAGUUGGCGGAGCUGAGCGCGGAGCUGGACCUGGACGUCCUGAGUCGCCUGGGGAGCCUAAGCAGGGCCUUCAGCCACUGUCCCACACAGAACCCCCAGCCUGCAGCCACACAGGUCCUCAGCAGCGAGCUGUACUCCUCCUUCUCCCUGUCGUCUCCGCACGCCGUCCUGCGGCUCCGCUUCCCCGUGCCCGACCUGCGGCCUCCGCCGGAGAGGCGGCCGCCUACCCAGAAGGCAGUGCGGCAGGAGACCCUGGUGCUGGAGCUCUCGGACCUGGAGCUCCGGCACCAGGAGGCGCCGGACCUGCAGGGGGAGCAGCGGGCGCAGCCCCCCGGACAGCCCCCCGCCGAGGCCCACUGCCUCACCCAGCUCCUCGAGGCCUCCUUCAGCGACCUGCAAGGGUCCUAUGAAGGCUGGGAGGGAGACCCCUUCCCCUGUAUCAGGGUGAAGAAGAACGGUGAAUCUCUUCCCAGGCUAUCCGUGCGUGUGAGUGGCGGGGACGCCCUGGUCUCGGGGCCCGGCGGGGGGCUGGGCUGCUUGGCCCGGGACCUGGCCACCAUGUCGUUCGAGAGCCCGUGUGACAUCGGCGACAAGACCAGCUCCCCCUUCUCCUCCAACCGCACCAUGUUCGAGACCGAGGAGAUGGUGAUCCCCGCUGACCCAGAGGAGAUGCUUCAGUUCCAGGCCCACUGUGUGGCCCACUGCCGCUGUGCCAUGGACAUCAGCCUGCCACUCGCUUACAUCCUCCUGCCCAGCAAGCAGGCCUUCCAGAGCCUCUACAACAGGAUCAACAAUGACCUCUUAAUGUGGGAGCCCCCUCCUCCACCCCCGCCCCCUCCUCACUCUGACCUCCUCCACCCCGUCGCUGCCCACCUCAACCGCCGUCACCACGACAACGAGUUCCAGCUGUGCAAGUCGGCCUUCAGGCUCGAUUCUGAUUCGGAAGAGGAGGACGCUCCUUUCUACUCGGUGGACGACUCAGCAGAGAAGAGAGCGUCCCAGCCCCGGCCGAACCACAACCUCAGCCUCCUCACACUCACUGUGGUCAUCGGCAAGGGCCGCCUCCAGGCCAUGACGGACAGGAAGGACCUCCAUCAUGGGGAGCUGGUGUUGGACCUGGAAGGAGGGAAGAUAUUCAGCGUUGCACAGCACCAGAACAACCCAAAUCUCAACUUCCUGUGCUUGGAGAGCAAGAAAGUGGACCUUUAUCAUAAAGCUGCAAUGAAAGAGUCCCCCAUCCCAGAACGGUUGGAAAUGCCCAACUUUAGCGUUCCGAAGAACCUGGACCCAACCAUUUACCAGACGGAGGCGGGGGUGAGCAGCGUGAGCGGCAGGGAGAGCGGGCUCCAGAUGCUGUCCACCGCGAUCAAGAUAUCCCUGGACCCCAAGAGGAACGUCAAGGAGUUCCUGGUUGCUGUGAGACUUCAGGGCGCCACCAUGCGGCACUACGUGACCCAAACCGGCCACAGCUGGUACGAGCAGCUCGUUGAGUUUCUGGACGUGAUUGACGACCCCAUUCUGGGAUACACAGCGCCUGCUGUCAUUACUGUCCUCCACACUCAGCUGGCCACCUGCGCUGUGGACUACAGGCCUCUGUACCUGCCGCUGAGAGUCGUCUUCACUGCGGAGUCCUUCUCCCUGUCCAGCAACAUCAUCGUGGACACGGCCACCUUCCACCUCAGAUUCAUCCUGGAUGACUCUGCCCUCUACCUCUCGGACAAGUGUGAGAGUGACACCGUAGACCUGAGGAGAGACUACGUGUGUGUGCUGGACAUCGACCUGCUGGAGCUGGCAAUCACCACGUGGAAAGGCAGUGAAGCGGGAAAGCUGACCCAGCCUCUCUUCGAGCUGCGGUGCUCCAACAACGUGGUCCACGUGCACACGUGCGCCGACUCGUGCGCGGCCCUGGUGAACCUGCUGCAGUACCUGGUCUCCCAGGGCGACCUGCACCCGCCCCCCCGCCACACCUCCCCCACCGAGAUAGCCGGCCAGAAGUUACCGCUGUCAGAGAGCCCCGCCUGCCCGCCCCCCUGUCACCCCGCCGAGACGGCAGAGAUCAAUCAGUAUGACCUGGCAGACGCCUUGAUUGACACGGAGAGGAGCCAACGGGAGGAGGGGCCAGAGUCAGGCUCCCCCUCGGUCCCGCGGGCGGACCCCGUCUCCGUCUACCUCUUCCCGGGAGAGGCCCCCAAGCGCCGGCCCUCCUUCCCGCCCGGUGACGGCGAGGAAGAGGAGGAAGAGCAGGCGGAGGAGGAGGAGCCAGACCUGGAGCUGGAUGGGCUGGUCGCCACGGCAACGGAGGUCCAGGCAGACGGGAUGUCCCAGGAGGGGUCGGACGGGUCCACGGACAACGACGACUUCUGCAUCCUGGAGGCUCCGGGCGUCGGAAUACCGUCCAGGGACGGGGAGCCCGUGGUGACGGUGCUGGCCCCGGGGCCCAUCAGGGUGAAGGACGGCCACUUCUCCCGGCCGCGGGGCAGCGCCGACCUGCUGCGGGCCCCCGCCGGCUUCCCGGUCCCCCAGAGCCGCGUGGUGCUGCGGGAGGUGUCCGUGGUCUGGCACCUCUACGGGGGCAAGGACUUCGGGGGCCGGCCCCUGUCCAUACACGCCACGCAGGCUAACAGGGGUCGCUCCGUGCCGGCGGGCGUGCGCUGCUCCCCCUCCCGCUCCACCGGCCCCUCCCGACCCCAGAACUCGUGGCGCUGGGCCGGGGGCAGCGGCCGGCAGCACGCCCUCCUCAUGGAGAUCCAGCUCUCCAAGGUGUCCUUCCAGCACGAGUCCUACCCGGCGCUGGUGUCGGGGCCCGAGGCCGAGGGCCUGGGCCUGGGCGUGGGCCCAUGCCCCGGCGGGGAGCAGCCCCUCUCCAGGCAGGUGUUCAUCGUCCAGGAGCUGGAGGUCCGGGACCGCCUGGCCUCCUCCCAGCUCAACAAGUUCCUUUACCUCUACACCAGCGAGAGCAUGCCCCGACGGGCCCACUCCAACAUGCUGACAGUGAAGGCGCUACAGGUCUGCCCCGAGUCAGGCCUGGGGGGUCCCGAGUGCUGCCUGAGGGUCAGCCUGCUGCCCCUCCGCCUCAACAUCGACCAGGACGCCCUGUUCUUCCUGAAGGACUACUUCAGUAACCUGGCCUCCCUGGUGAACCCCUACCUGCCUGUCGACCCUGCAGCAGAAGUGAAGGCAGACUCCGCCCAGAGGUCGAGCGAGGAGGCGGAGUCAGGGGGCAAUCUGGGUCCUGACCUCGCGGCCUCCGUGGAAACCACCUAUAGCGAGCAGAGCUCCUCCUCUGCCGGCUCCACCUCCUCCUCUGACCAGCCAAUCUACUUCCGGGAGUUCCGUUUCAUCUCUGAGGUGCCCAUCUGGCUGGACUACCACGGCAAACACAUGGUCAUUGAGCAGGGGACGUUUGCGGGCAUCCUGAUCGGGCUGGCCCAGCUCAACUGCUCCGAGCUGAAGCUGAAGAGGUUGUGCUGCAGACACGGGCUUCUGGGCGUGGACAAGGUGAUCCAAUACGCUGUCAGCGAGUGGCUGACCGACAUCCGCAAGAACCAACUGCCGGGGAUUCUGGGAGGCGUAGGCCCCAUGCACUCUGUAGUCCAGCUGUUCCACGGCGUCAGGGACCUGUUCUGGAUGCCCAUCGAGCAGUACAGGAAGGACGGCCGAAUCAUCCGCGGGCUCCAGCGGGGGGCGGCGUCCUUCGGCACCUCCACCGCCUCGGCCGCGCUGGAGCUCAGCAACCGGCUGGUGCAGGCCAUCCAGGCGACGGCGGAGACGGUGUACGACAUCCUGUCCCCCACCCCCCCGCUGACGCGCUACAGCAUCACCGAGGGCCGGGCCCCCGCCGGCCGGCCCCGCCGCGCCGUGCAGCCCGCCGACCUGCGGGAGGGCGUGGCCAAGGCCUACGACACCGUCAGAGAGGGGGUGAUCGACGCGGCGCAGACCCUGUGCGACGUUGCGUCGCGGGGCCACGAGCAGAAGGGCCUCCCCGGGGCGGUGGGCGGCGUCCUGCGGCAGAUCCCGCCCACCGUGGUCCGCCCCCUCAUCGUGGCCUCGGAGGCCACCUCCAACCUGCUGGGCGGCAUGCGCAACCAGAUCAAACCGGACGCCCGCAAGGAGGACUUCCUGAAGUGGCGCACGGAGGAAGGCCAAGAGUGAUCUGUGUUUGUGUGUGUGUGUGUGUGUGUGUGUGUGUGUGUGUGUGUGUGUGUGUGUGUGUGUGUGUGUGUGUGUGUGUGUCACCUAUUUGGUUAGGUGGCAAGUGUUGUGUAAUGUGUGUGUGCGUGUGUGCGAUCGUAUACUCGAUCGAGUCUAACAGCAUUUGGGAAGGCGUUAAAGGGAGUGAAUUGGGCGACCAGUUGCACGUGUUUGUUUUACAGAGAAACUGAGUUUGUCUACUCGAAUGACUUAUGUCCAGUAUUUUACACAUCUCGCUUCCUCACAGACAUUUUGCCCCCCACCCCCCUACCCCC
Molecule: messenger RNA, 6804 nt
Organism: Gadus chalcogrammus (walleye pollock)
Lineage: Eukaryota; Metazoa; Chordata; Actinopteri; Gadiformes; Gadidae
Gene: atg2a
Product: autophagy related 2A
Biological process (GO): reticulophagy; piecemeal microautophagy of the nucleus; autophagy of mitochondrion
Cellular component (GO): extrinsic component of membrane; phagophore assembly site
Molecular function (GO): phosphatidylinositol-3-phosphate binding
Source: RefSeq, a predicted model, not a curated record